This is a messenger RNA of Cuculus canorus (common cuckoo), 3072 nucleotides long. RefSeq names its product neuronal pentraxin 1 (gene NPTX1). Gene Ontology annotation, cellular component: plasma membrane; neuron projection. The transcript has 5 exons. The record is from RefSeq and is a predicted model, not a curated record. Bases 25 to 1329 code for a protein of 434 amino acids. Lineage: Eukaryota; Metazoa; Chordata; Aves; Cuculiformes; Cuculidae. Gene Ontology annotation, biological process: axonogenesis involved in innervation.
CGGCCCCAGCCCGGCAGCGCAGCGAUGGCCGCGGGGCCGCGGCUCGUCCUGCCGGCGCUGCUGCUGGCGCUGCUCUGCCUGCGCGGCCGCGGGCAGGGACCGGGCUUCGGGCAGACGCGCUUCGUCUGCACCUCGGUACCGCUCGACGGGGACAUGUGCGCCGCCUCGGCGCCGGGCGGCGGCUCCGCCGAGGAGCUGCGGAGCACGGUGCUGCAGCUGCGGGAGACGGUGCUGCAGCAGAAGGAGACCAUCAUGAACCAGAAGGACACCAUCCGCGAGCUGACGGCCAAGCUGGGGCGCUGCGAGAGCCAGAGCGUGCUGGAGCCCGGCGACUCCAAGGGCGGCGGGGCGGGCAGGAAAGGCGCCUUCGCCAAGAACACCAUGGGCGACCUGUCCCGGGCUCCGGCCGCGGAGACCCUCAGCCAGCUGGGGCAGACGCUGCAGUCCCUCAAAACCAGGCUGGAGAACCUGGAGCAAUUCAGCAGGAUGAACUCCUCCAGCCAGACCAACAACCUGAAGGACAUCCUGCAGAACAAAAUCGACGACCUGGAGAAGCAGGUGCUGUCCCGGGUGAACAGCUUAGAAGAGGGGAAGUUCAACCCCAAGAACGAGUCCGAGGAGCGCGGCAAGAUCGAGAGCACCCUCACGUCACUGCACCAGCGCAUCAGCGACCUGGAGAAAGGCCAGAAGGACAACCGGCCCCCGGACAGGUUCCAGCUCACCUUCCCGCUGCGCACCAACUACAUGUACGCCAAGGUGAAGAAGAGCCUGCCAGAGAUGUACGCCUUCAGCGUCUGCAUGUGGAUCAAGUCCAGCGCCUCCCCUGGCAUGGGCACCCCCUUUUCUUACGCUGUGCCCGGGCAGGCUAAUGAGCUGGUGUUGAUUGAGUGGGGCAACAACCCCAUGGAGAUCCUCAUCAAUGACAAGGUGGCCAAACUGCCAUUUGUCAUCAACGACGGCAAGUGGCACCACAUCUGUGUCACCUGGACCACACGGGAUGGCGUGUGGGAAGCCUACCAGGAUGGCACACAAACUGGCAACGGCGAGAACUUGGCACCCUACCAUCCCAUCAAGCCCCAGGGUGUCCUGGUCUUGGGCCAGGAGCAGGACACACUGGGCGGUGGAUUCGAUGCCACACAGGCCUUCGUGGGGGAACUGGCCCACUUCAACAUGUGGGACAGGAAGCUGAGCCCUGGGGAGGUGUACAGCCUGGCCACCUGCAGCACCCGUGCGCUCACCGGCAAUGUCAUCGCCUGGGCUGAGGCCAACAUCGACAUCUACGGCGGGGCCACCAAAUGGACUUUUGAGGCCUGUCGCCAGCUCAACUAGGGUCAUGGACAAAUGAGAGAAACCUCCUCAUCGGGUUCUUUUUACCUUUUUUUUUUUCCUCUUUUUUUUUCUUUUUUUUUUUUUUUUUUUGGCUCAAAACCAACUGAGAACGAAGCCACCCCUCUCGUCCUAAGGAGUGGGGAUGCCCGCCCCCAGACCCUCCAGUUUCUGUCUUGCCAACGUCCUUCAAUGCCUGCGUGCCUUGGCCUGGCGCGGCUGCGCCCCGUCCCGCCACCCCCCCUGCUUCGCCACUGCCUUCCCCUGCUGGGGUGGCCCCGCUUUCUCCAGGCACCAGCGCCUUAAACGGCUGCAGGACCUGGUCUGGAAGCCCCCCUUCUGGCUCUUCUCCCUCCAGCCUGAAGACCCCCCUGGGAGGGUGAUGCUCCCGGAGAUGGGGAAGGGUUGCAACACCCCCCUCGCCCCAGUUUCCUAGGGCUCUGAGGAGGGAGGGAAUACACCUCUCCCCAGGUAAAGGACUCCCCUCUUCCCUUGCCCUGCUCCCGAGCACCACAGCCAUAGCCCCGGGCUGCGGUGGGCGGUGGGGCAGCAGAGCGGGACCCCCGCCAGCCCUGCUCCCCGACCUGCCGCACUCAGGUACGUUCCCCCCCUGCCCCGCCGCCUGCAGCCCCCCGAGGCCUCCUAUGCACCGUAGCUGGUGGAAAAAUAGCCUUUACCAUCCCCCUGGAAGUUUAGCUACCACUGAAGAGUCUGAAGCCUUUCUGCUUUUGAUAAUACACUAUGUUGUUUCUCUUACUGUAAAGAGAAGUUUAUUACCAAUUAAAAAGGGUAUUUUUAUGAAGAUAAAAAUAUAGAAUUAAGCAGUGCUCCCUGAGGAAAAAAAAAAAAAAAAAGUACUUUGAGAUUCUGCAGGAAAAAAAAAGAGAUAAAGAAGCGUAUUUUGAAAUAAUAGAUGCAUUUUGUAUGGUUUCCUUUUCUAAACUCCUGGUUUGUACUACAGAUUGCAGCAAUCACCCCCCUAGCCCACUCCCUGCCCCAGGUGGCAGUGGAGGAUGAGGCAGAGAAUUCACACAGGGCUCCAGAGCCUCCCUGACCAACCCCAAUGAUGUGGCAAAGACGUGCGAAGUGGAGGGGCCCGUAGGGAGCCGGGCAAGGCCAAGGCCAUCCAUGGCCAAGGAGCACAGAGCUGGCCAAGCCACCACCGCUGUGGAGAGCCAGCACCCAGCUGAAGAGCAGCAUCACCCUGGCUCGAGAUACCUUCCUACCCAACUGUGGCUCAGGGCAGCAGAUUUUAAACUGUGCUCUUUUUAAAAAGGAGAAAAAAAAAAAAAAAGACCCCAUCGUGAGUUAAUUUCAGUUCCUCCGAAGAACCUGUUCACAGCAGCAAAGCGACAAGCACGACCUGCUGAGAAGAACAAGACCACCGAAAAGGUUUCACCUCCAGUCCCAGGUGCGUCGGGUUUGCCAAAAAUAAAGGGUGUGAUGUCAACACGAUGUAUAUAGUGUACAGUAGGGGAGAGAAUAAAUGUAUCUUAAUUUGUCAUUAUUUUGCUAACCAAAGCUGUACAUUUUUCCUAUGACCUGCUCUCUGUCUCCUUCGGGUUUUGAAUGGGUUACGAUAUUCUAAGCAUCCAGUCCGCAGCAGCAGUUCAGAAAAUGCACUGUUUCUACUGAUACUCAUGCUUUUUCCAUUUUAUUGCCAAGAUUACAUGAAUUGUUGACUUUAUUUUUACACAAUAAAGAGUGAAGAAAGACAGCAGGUUCUCUGAAACGUGUCAGUUCUCU